Molecule: messenger RNA, 1424 nt
Organism: Teleopsis dalmanni
Lineage: Eukaryota; Metazoa; Arthropoda; Insecta; Diptera; Diopsidae
Exons: 2
Coding region: 80-1312 (410 amino acids)
Source: RefSeq, a predicted model, not a curated record
AGGAACGUUUAUAUUUUUUUUUAUUUGAGAUCGCAUUUUGGAAUAUAUUUUUUGCUGACUUUUAAGUACUAAAUUCGAAAUGUUAAGGUUAUUUAAGGGAAUGAAAAACAUAAUUACGCCGGCUUAUUAUGCAUCACGGAAGCACAGUGAAAAACAAUCUUCUCACAAUGGACCCACAGUUAAUCCGGUACUGCGAAAAAUGCAAACCAUUCCUUGUGGCAUCUUUGCUCCGCACAUAAAUAAACAGGAUAAAUUCAUAUAUCAAGUGGAGGAUGAAAACUUUAGUCGAUUUUGGAAGGACGUGCCGUCUCUAGAUAGAGGCAUACUAAGUUCAACUAGAUUUGAACAAAUCAAACCAUCAGCUACUGGUGAUGACACUGAUGAAUGGUUUUCAGAGGUUCGUAUGAAGUCUAAAUCUUGCCGUUCAAAGGGAUCUCAAUCAAUAUCGACGGAUAAAAAUAAAAUUGAUCGCUGUGAAGACAUUUAUCAAUCUCAAUGUGUGUCUAAAGUGGACAACACUGAUGUAAUAUUACAGAUACAUUCAUUAACUAAAAGGCGUAAAAGUUUGAGGGGAAUGGUUAAGCAGAUCACGAUUUUUUCACUUUAUCCAAACAAAAUGCAGAAUAAAUUGCCGCUGCCAGUGGAAUCACCUAAUCUCUUCGCUACAGGUUUUCUUAAACCUAUUAAAAAAGUAAGUAUCAUACAUUCCAUUCCACUUAAUACCUUUGGGGUAGUACGCAUUGCAGAUCAAAUGCCAAAGGUGAAAAUGAAAGAAAAUAAUGCUUGUUUAGUGGAUGAUAAUCUCUUGCUGUACUUACAAAUUUAUAAUCGACGUCCAUGUGCUCCGCUUGGUGUGGGUUUCCAUGAUAAGGAUCAUUACGAAUCAUUAAACAACUAUACCAAUGUUUAUUCUAUUGAACAUAGAUCUAUGGGUAUCAAAGAUCAAAUGAAAAAUGAGAAAAAGUUGGAAAGGAAACAUGUUGAUCUCUUGCGGUACUUACAAGACGGAAGUCCACGAACUCCACUUGAUGUGGACUUCUAUAGUGAUGAAUUACCUUAUGAAUUGCCGAACAAUACGUACCAAUCUAUUGAAUUUUUGGAUACUGAAAAUCCAUUGAUUAAUAAUAAGAUAAAGUUAGAAAGGAAAGAUGAUUAUAGCGAUGAGUGUCCACGAACUCCGCUUGAUGUAGAUUGCUAUAAUGAAGACAUUCAUGGAUUACAAAAUACUCCCACCAGUGUUAAUUUUAUUGAACAGGUAUUUAUGGGCUUAAAAGUGAUUUCUGGAAUGUUACCGCUUAAAAUUAAACGGUAGAAUGCAGAAUACUUCAAAUAAAGUGGCUUUUAACGGGGAUGUUGAUUCAAAAUAUUUAAAAAAAAUGGGUUCUAUUUUGAAAAUUGAAAAUAAAUUUAUCGUACGUUAUUAA